AUGGCUCCUUCAACGCCUUCCACACCUCAUGGCGGUGGAAGGGCAGGUAGUGAUGGGGGGUCUCCCGCACCGACCGUUGCUACUCCUGGUACAUAUUCAUUAGAAGAUGUUAUACCCGGAGUCAAAAUAUUUGUUCGAAAACCAUUACCAAAUGGACAAGAAGAACAACGAAAAGCAGAGAUAUUAUCGACGAGACCUAAACCCAAACCAUCAGCGUUCGCACCACCCCCUGCACCUGAUGCACCACCUCCUGAUCCAAGAGACGACACGGAAUAUUACGUGCAUUAUGUUGAAUUUAACAAACGUUUGGAUGAAUGGGUCGGUGGAAGUAGAUUGAUAAUUGACAAAGAGAUGGAAUGGCCUAAAGCUAAAGAAGAUGACAAGAAAAAGAAAGAAAAAAUCGGCAAAGUACCUUCUACACCUGGAUCUUCAACGCCUUCAAGGAUAAAUGGAUCACCUAGACCUUCAGGUAGUCUACUUAAAAAAGCAGCCACUAAAGCUGCUUCGGCAGUGGGGAAAGCUCAUCCAUUAGCAAAGGGCUCAUCAAAGGGCAAAAUACCCUCAAAGAGAAAGGGAAAAGAUCAACCUGACUUAGAUGAUGAUGAGGACGAAGACCAAGAUGAAGACGACGCAGAUUCCAUUGAUGCAGAUGGUGAUAUUUCCAUGAUAGGCUCAGAUGGCGGUACUGGUGGUGGUAAAUCUCAAAAGGGACAAGGAGAUGAAGAUGGUGAAGGUGAAAUCGAUUUAUCAGGCCCAAUAAAUCCACAGGCUGCGCCCAAAGUGUUCUCAAAAAAACAAGAAAUCGAAAAAUUGAGAACAUCAGGAUCAAUGACACAAUCACACUCGGAAGUAUCAAGAGUCAAGAAUUUAGAUAAAUUACAAAUCGGUAAACAUGAAGUUGAAACGUGGUAUUUUUCACCUUAUCCAAUUGAAUAUGCUCAUCUACCUGUAUUAUACAUUUGUGAAUUUUGUUUGUUAUAUUAUCCAAGUUUCACACAGCUGAAAAGACAUCGAAAUAAAUGUAAUUUAUUACAUCCACCUGGGAAUGAAAUUUAUCGACAUGAAGAUAUUUCUUUUUUCGAAAUUGAUGGUAGACGUCAAAGAACUUGGUGUAGAAAUUUAUGUUUAAUUUCAAAAUGUUUUUUGGAUCACAAAACGCUCUAUUAUGAUGUUGAUCCUUUCAUGUAUUACUGCAUGACUGUGAAAGAUGAUUAUGGUUGUCAUUUAAUUGGUUAUUUCUCAAAAGAAAAAGAAUCUCCUGAAGGUUAUAACGUAGCUUGUAUCUUAACUCUACCUCAACAUCAACGGAAAGGUUAUGGGAGACUUUUAAUCGAAUUCUCAUAUGAAUUAUCAAAGGUAGAAGGGAAAUUGGGUAGUCCGGAAAAACCAUUAUCGGAUUUAGGUUUAUUGGGUUAUAGAGCUUAUUGGCAAGAGAAAAUAGUGGAACUACUAUUGGAUAGUGAUGAUGAGAUUAGUUUGGAAGAAAUCGCUCAGAAAACAGCCAUCACUCAUGGUGAUAUCAUGCACACCUGUCAAGCACUUCAGAUGAUCAAAUACUAUAAAGGCGGACAUAUUAUACAUCUGACCGAUGCGGUUCUGGAACAACAUCAAAAGACAAUGUCCAAAAAUAGAAGGUCGAUCAAUCCAGCAGCGUUAAAAUGGAAACCACCUGUAUUCAGUCGUGCUCAAUUAGCUUUUGGUUUCUAA
Kwoniella shivajii is the source of this 1707-nucleotide messenger RNA. RefSeq names its product histone acetyltransferase ESA1. NCBI's taxonomy places the organism in Eukaryota, Fungi, Basidiomycota, Tremellomycetes, Tremellales, Cryptococcaceae. The transcript has 3 exons. Gene Ontology annotation, molecular function: transcription coregulator activity; histone H4K16 acetyltransferase activity. The record is from RefSeq and is a predicted model, not a curated record. Gene Ontology annotation, biological process: negative regulation of DNA-templated transcription; positive regulation of transcription by RNA polymerase II. Bases 1 to 1707 code for a protein of 568 amino acids. Gene Ontology annotation, cellular component: MSL complex; chromatin.